Molecule: messenger RNA, 1264 nt
Organism: Schistosoma haematobium
Lineage: Eukaryota; Metazoa; Platyhelminthes; Trematoda; Strigeidida; Schistosomatidae
Product: Coiled-coil domain-containing protein 28B, variant 5
Exons: 8
Coding region: 62-475 (137 amino acids)
Source: RefSeq, a predicted model, not a curated record
AUUAACCUGUGUUUUCUUAACCGCAAGGUCGCGUUGCAGUUCGAGCAUCAGUAAUUGGUAAAUGGAGUUGAUGUCUCUUGAACAGAAUAUGUUUCCUAACAGUGAUGAUUGCAACAAUGAUUCAGCCAAUCAAGAUAGUGCACCUGCUAUCCAUGUAGAUGAUGUACAACGUAUGGAAGCUCGUCUUUUAAAGUUGUUGGAUGAAUUUAACGCUGGGAAAUCAUCGUUUGGUCCAAAUUGUCCUUAUGAAAAACUUGACUCAAUACGAAAUCAGCAAGAAGAACUUAUGCGAUUGCAUUUUGAGCAAGAUAGGAAAAUGAUGUCGAUCCUCGAAACAGGCUCAACUCUCGCGCGGCGUCCUGUUAGAGCACUUUUAACGGAUGAAGGUCGGAAGACUACAAAGGCAAAUAUUGAUGCACUAGUCACACGACUUAAACGUAACCGUCUUUUGAUUGUACUUCUCUAUUCAUCCUAACUGCUAUUUUUUUGCUAUAUAUCUUAACCGUUUUUCUUCAUACAUAAUGCGAUAUUACGACUUUCUUAUUGAACUUAUAGAAUUCUUUGCCGUGCUAAUUGUUAGUGAUCUUCAGGAUCCACCAUUCAGAUAUUUUAUUGCAUCAUGGUUCCUUGUCUUAUCUGUUGUGUCUUAAAUCAGGGAAAUGAUUAAUAUUCCCUUUGUAUCUCAUUUCUUAAAACUGUACAGGCCUAAAAACAUUUUUAUUUGAACCUCCUUUCUAAUUCGUUUAGACUACUGAUUUACAUCUAAUUGUUCAUGAAUUGCAGUUUAUUCCAUCUACUUUGGUUUUUCGAGUUAAGUGCUGUUUAUUCAUGUAAUUUUGUAGUAGUAACUGUUAUCGUCUCUUUUAAUCAAUUAAAUGCAUUAUUUAAUCCACUGGCUGAAAGUUUAUGCAGCAAACAAUUAGAAACUGAGUAUGUUAUAGAUAGGUAAUUUGCCCCAAUAUCUUAAAAAGUUGAGUCGCUAAAAACUAGGAAGAAUCAUCAAUGGAAAAGUUUAGACUGUUUCACCUAUUUGAGUUUUGGCAGUUAAGCACUGUAACCUCACACGAGCAGUGUGACUCAGUGCUGGAGUCGCUAAGUUAUGCAAUACAUAAUCUUCACUAUGCUAAUAGACCUCGAUCGUAACAUUCGCAAACUUUUGCCCAACAAGAAACAUUAUUCCGCUGAUUUAUUAUUUUAUCUUUUAAAGUUGUCCGUUAAUUAGUAGUGAUAACUAAUGUAACUUUGAGAAUUUCAACAGCACUGA